Scophthalmus maximus (turbot) is the source of this 5520-nucleotide messenger RNA. RefSeq names its product transmembrane and coiled-coil domains 6 (gene tmco6). Lineage: Eukaryota; Metazoa; Chordata; Actinopteri; Pleuronectiformes; Scophthalmidae. Bases 473 to 1819 code for a protein of 448 amino acids. Gene Ontology annotation, molecular function: protein binding. The transcript has 19 exons. The record is from RefSeq and is a predicted model, not a curated record.
UGUUAGCGCCCGCAGACUUCAGUGAGCUAACUAGCUAGCACGUUACACUGUGUAGGCCCCCAUCAACCUGUGUCUCCUUUUCAUCAUCUCGUUUCCUUGUUGUCAGUUUGUGGUCUUGUGUGUCUCUACAGAGUCAUUUUGAUCAUCCUAUAGUUCGUGUUUGUGGCCUUUGCAUCCCUGUGUGGCUAGUUUGUAUCGUCACUUUGUCUCUUCAGUUGUCUCUUAUGGUCUUGUUGCGCCUCUCUGUGUUUUGUGUCUCUGUAGUCUCUCUGUACGUAUUGUGUAACGCGGGCUGAGGGUGGGUGUGUGUGUGUGUGUGUGUGUGUGUGUGUGUCAGCGAUGGCAGCGGUAGCUCCGGCUAGCUAGCUGAAAGAUCGGCAGGGCAACAGCACUGAGACAGGCCCGCAGAGACCGACAGCUGGUGAGCAAGAGACUCCUGCUGACUGAAGAUGAGGAACAGCGAGAGGUCACCAUGGACACUGCGUCAGGACAACAGGAUUUGGUCGACCUGCUCUGCAAAGUCCAACACAGCGGGCCUGAGAGGGGAACCCACCUGAAAGCCCUGAGUAAAGCUCUCCGUGACCCAUCUGAACAGCUCACCUUCAUUAAGCAGGAGAAUAGUGUGAAUCUGCUGGUCAGUCUCCUCACUGGCUCUAACGCUCAGUGCCGCCUGCAUGCUGCUCGUUGUCUUCAUGAGCUGUCUCACUCUCCCCACACCAAUGUGGCCCCAGCCUGUCUGCCUGCCACCCCUUACCUGCUCACCUUCCUGUCUGGCCAGAGCACCAAGUUCACUGAGCUGUGUCUCUACACAUUGGGUAAUUUAUUCCCAGACAGUGAUGUUGUGAAAGACAAACUCCUGGCCCAGGGCAUCAUUCCAGCUCUGGCCAACUGUAUCGAGAACCAGAAGCACAAUCUAGCAGUGGUGGAAGCGGCAGCCUUCUCCCUCACUCAGCUUCUUCAGGCCAAAGACGCAGCAGAGAAAAUAAUCCCGAAGGUCCUAGCCUCCAGUUUACCUUCACAAUUGUUAUCAGUCCUGAAUCCUGACCCAAACUUUGGCUUGGCACCUGCUAUCGAGUGUGCUUGGUGUCUCCACUACCUGGCAUGCAGCAGUGAUGGUAACGGAGAGCUGUUGGCUCUUGGGGCCCUGUCGCAUUGCAGUUCUCUCCUAAUGUCACUAGGUGGUGCUGUCGCUGAAGGAAACAAAGAAGAAGGAAUGGAGUUGCUUGUCUGCCCUCUGCUCCGCUGCGUGGGAAACCUUGUUUCCUGCUGCCCAGUGGACAGCCUGAGCACACAAGUAGGUGACGUUCGACUUGUGGCUGCUCUCUGUGCACUUAUUAAGGCCUACCUACACACCCAGCCUGCCUUGGCCAGGGAGAGCGCCUGGGUCCUCAACAACCUCACAGCUCACUCCACUGAUUUCUGCUCGGCUCUGCUGACUCUCAACUUGGUCCCUGGACUGAUCCAGCUUCUGCCUUUCUCUCAAGGCAUCAAUACAAUGAUCCUCAGGGUUCUCGCAAACGUCGCCCACAAGAAAAAGGAGUCCUGUUUACAGCUGGCCCAGCUUGGGUUGCUGUCUACGCUCUGCGCAACACUCAAAAUGGCUGACCAAGAGAUGGUGACCCUGAGUCUGGAAAUCCUCUUCAUGUUGGUCAUUGGCCGACCACAGGUGGCAGAUGAGUUUGUGAGGCUCAGUGGAGUUUCAUUGUUGGAAGCAAUUCAGUACAAUAGUGAAGGAGAGAUGAGGCGAAGAGCAGCAUACCUCCUGGAGCACCACCUGCUGUCUCACUCAGCCGACUGCACAGUGGACAAUGUCCCAUGAUCUUGAGGCAACGGGAAGGCAUCAAUUUUACACAUACGGUACAGUGUAUCACCAUAUACAGGCUCUAUGAGGACAUGCCUGAGGAUAUAAGACAACUUGUUUAUAUUUUGACUAACGUAAGCUGAUAGACAGAUGCUGUUUUUAUAUUGAAUUUAUGUAAUAUGAUCUGUUUUUACCAUUGGUUAUCACUGUUGCAUCAAUGGUAUUUUUAAUAACCAUAAAGAUGAAGUAAGUUUUUAAUACUUCUAGUCUUAGACUCAUUCUCAAGCCUUUACAUGAAAUUGUAUGAGAAAGACUAAAGAUUAGAGAGACUGAGAUUUUGCACACAGAGUUCUCUCGAAUGGCUGUAGAGGACUUAAAUGUAUAAUUGUGAUGAAAACCACGUUUUUGUGAUGAUGACGGAUUUUAGAAGUAUGUAUUUUUAACCAAACAUGCAACACCAUUGUAUAUUCAUCAAAUAAAUGAAUAAACAACACCUUCACAACACACACUAGAUGGUUGUUUAGUAAGUGUUUGAGCAUGACGAUAUAUUGUUUUUUCUUUGACAUUAAUAAGCUCAUGUAUUUACACAACGAUGAACCAAAAUGUCAUGACCAUUCCCAUUACACUGCAGUAAGUGAACAGUUUGGUUGGAUGUGGUAGAAAUGGGGAAGACAGUGAUCGAAACCACCAGCCGGGUGCUGGGGGAUGUGUGGUCGUUGACUCAGUGUAUAAGACAACAUGUCCGCCUCUCUCUGGGAUCUAUGAUUGUAAAUGUAGGACUUUUUUUCAUAAACUGCCCCUGUUGUAUCAAUAUGUUUGUUUGUGAAAUCCUUUGACCGACAAUAUGUUCAAAACAUUGAUGUUGUGAAUUUGAUCAAACUGUGUAUGGGAGAGAUAUUGUCUUAUGAAAUUGAUAGUAUCAAUGAGCAUAUUGUCUUAAAUAAUGACAUUGUCCCAAGUUAAUUAGCUGAAAAUAAUCUGCAUCUAUUCAGAUAUAGCCCAAAUUGAUCCUUAUCUGAAAAUUAUGAUAUUGUAAACAAAUUAAUUACUAGCGAAUACAGUCUUGCUGCAGCCCACACCCACUUAAAAAAAUGAAUGAGGACUGCAGAAUUCCUUAUCCAAAAUUCAAAUCUACUUGUCAUGUUUUAUUUACUAAAAUGACUUAACAUUUUAAUCAAAACUAAUAAGAUAAAGCAAGAAUGUGGCUCAAAUGAAAAGAUCCUGUGUCCGUGUGUUUGACAUUCAAGCUAGCUUUCCUCAUCAAACAACACCAAGAAGACAGUUUAGUUUUUUUGAUGUCAGACGUUGUCCUUUGUGUUCAGUUCAAAUCAAAAGAUUUGUUCUGAUAUACUUAGUUGUUGCACACAAUCAAAAUCUUAUAAACUUUGUAUUCUGCAUUGACGAAAUGUUGAAAUUCAUAUAUUUGUGUGGAUUAUUACCUUAUGGGACCAGCUCCAGUUAAUUGAGGUUGCUGCCUGAAAGAACAAUAUAAACUCUUUGCAACUGACUCCGUUCGACUCCAGUGAACUUUUUUGAAUAUUUUUCUGACUCUUAAGAUUUAUUGAAGACGCUACUUUCGACAAAGUGUUGGUGCAGGAACCAGAUCUUUGGGUUUCUGUGACCCGGGAGAUUUUAAAUUUAAAAUCCCAUUCACCAACAGGGCAUCAAUUCAUUUCAGCAGAAAUGGUUUUGACCCACUUGUUCUGUUAUAAACUAUUUGACAUCAUAACAGUUCUCCCUUCCCUGGAUUUACACAGAGGACAUUUUAGUGUCAAACUGCCUCGGCCUGCAAGUGUCCAGCUCCUCCCCUUCAUGAAAAAAAGAAGAAAAAGUCUCAAAUUUCCUCACUUCCUCUUUGCACCAACAACAUUCUCUUCCCGCUAGCUUUCGUAAUCCUUCUCUGCAUGAAAAAGUAAAACAAGCCAGACACGGCGUUUAGUUUACUGACAAUGGAGGGCACUGAGCCAACAACGAGAGUGGGAACAACAGGAAAACAUGGGAUACAGGAGGCAGACAGCAGAGAGCUGAUGUCCAGCAAACCUCUGCAUCGUUUUGUCAAGAGGGAGCCCAGAUGUCUUGGGAUUGUCCUUCUGAUGUUUGGCUGCGCAGAGCUCCUGAUGGGAUUUCAUCUGGCCUCUGAAGAUUUGCCAAACUCUUGUGUGAUCUACAUCCCCUUCUGGCAGGGAGCUCUGUUUCUUGUCUGUGGAAACCUGUCUAUCUACACCGAGAUCCAUCCGUCCAAGAAGAUGGUGACUGUGUGUUUGGCCAUGUAUGUGGUUGCCCUCUUGGGAACCAUCGUCUCUAUUGGUUACAGGAUAUUCUGCUUCAGCCAUUUAGCCUACCUUAAAGGCAUGUCAAGUUACAGCCAGGAGAAGGAAUGGGCCGUCAUUAGAAUUCAACAGCUCCUAGGUGUUGAAGGCUUACUGUUCACGUCCUCUUGGUGUGUGGUAGUGCUCCUCAUCUUCUUGAGUAGCGUUGCACGUUUUGCACUGAAAUCCACACAAACUCAGGUCAUUGUCCAGUGCAUCCCAGCGCCAGCACAGAGUGCCACAACAUCAACCUAAGAUCCGUCUUUUCUAUCAUCAUUCUACAAUAUGUAGCACUGUUUUCCCGCAGGUCACGUAAAUAUGUCAGUAUACUUCUGCACAGUAUAUUACAUGUGAAUGUUACACCACCUAGUGGCAGUAGCCUUACUGCCAGCGUUUUUGUGAGGGACAAACGUCAUUCAACAGUAUGUGAACUACUCCUGUGAACCACAUUUGUUUGCUUUUUUUGUGAAACUUGGUUGGGAAUGACAACGUGAGAUACAUAUUUUACAUGCACUCAAUAUGGAAACAAAGCAACCACUAAUAUCUCUAUAGGAAGGCUUAUGUGUACUUACUGUAUGGGUCAUAGUAAACGCUUGUAUUACAUAACACUUAACUAUAACACAUUGUUCAUGGUGCACAAAUGACCUGAAGUAAAGCCUUGAGACCAACAGGUCUGGCAAAAUCUUGUCACCUUAUCUUUAUGUAUAUUUUACAAACAGUAAAUAUAAGGUAACACUGGUCUUCAGACAGAAGACCAUGCUUUUAUAUUUACAUUAAAUUAAUAAGUGCAUUUUGUGUCCGCUCCACAAUCCCCCAAAACACAUCCAACCAGGAAAGUUUUUAAUCAAAACGUACGGAGUCAGUUAGAAUUUCAAUUAUGUAUUGUCGACACUUUGUGUAAAACUAACUGAUUUUAAAAAUAAAUCAGUAUUCAGUGUUUGGGCUGAGUUUAGCCUGUAUUUUAAACUGUGCCUGCAGCUUUUAAUCAUCAAUGUGAUCUUCUACUGUACAUUUAGCUGAAGACAUUUUACAGUGUGACUUUGGACAGAUGAGCAGAUGUGGCUCUGUUUUAAUUACAGGACAGCAUUGUGAUUGUUGCUUCAGAAAUCAAAAGAACAUUUGGUUUAUUGGAAAUAAUUUGGGUUGGAAUCUGCUUCCAUAUGAAUUGGUUCAAUGGAUAUAAUUGCUGGCAUGUUCCUAGUGUAGCUUUUGACUCGGAUGUACAUGUCCAUAAUUCAACAUGUUCAUCUACAGGACUGUGAUAUGAGGAGCCUAAUUGGAGACCUGUUGCCAUCGUUUGCCAGUAAAUGUGUGAAGAACAGAUUUGGGCAGGGGUCACUAACUAUAUUUGGUGCAAUCAAUGUGAUGCAUGAUGUCUUUGUUAAAUAAAGAACAAAAAUACAAUGCGAA